UCUCCUCCGACUCCGCCAUGUGUGUGUUAGAAAAGUGAUGUUUCUGCUUGUUAAGAAGCCAAAAGAGUAACAUUAACCCGCUUCUUGUUCCCCUGCUCAGCGCUUAAAAUAGAGGAAGAAGUUUCCACAGCAGGACGGAGGAUAUGUCAGGCUCGUUGACAUAAGUAGAGUAGAAUAAUAAAGCAUACUAGGAGGCGGUGUGGUGAAAAUAAAGUGUCGCCAUGGCUCUGUACAUGAAGGCAGCUGAGAUCCUGGAGAAAGCGGAGAAGAAGCAGGGCGCUCUGAAGACUCUGGUGUACGACAGUAAGUUUGGGAACAUAAAGCAGCUGUUUGCUUUAGUUUGUGAGACGCAGAAGUUUUCCGCCGUGCUGCAGGAGAUCAUCGAGUCCACCAAGCUGCUCAAAAACACCAAGCUGAAGAUGCCCCUGGCCAAGGUGCUGGCCUACGACCUGCUGAUGGGUCAGGGUCUGAAGUGCGGCGGCUCCUGGAAGGCAGUCAUGAUGAAGCACCGCUCCAGGAUGCAGGCUGCACUUGCUCGCAUGAAAGUGAAGCAGAAGGUCAGCAGGAACGAUGGUCUGCUCCAGGCCGACGUCCUGCAGUCCCCUGGGGACCAGCUGCCCAGGUAUGUGCGUGUCAACACCGUGAAGACCACCGUGGAGGAUGCUGUGGACUACCUGAAGAGGGAUGGCUUCUCCUACCUGGGACAGGCCUGCAGAAUGGAUGACUUGACCCUGCAGAGGAAACACUUUGUGAUGGACCUACACCUGCCCGAGGUGCUGGUCUUCUCUCCUAAAACAGACUUCCAUGACCACUUCCUGUACAAAGCCGGUCACAUCAUUCUGCAGGACAAAGCCAGCUGCCUCCCCGCCUAUCUCCUCAACCCCCCACCCGGCUGCCAUGUCAUCGACGCCUGUGCUGCCCCCGGCAACAAAACCAGCCACCUUGCAGCCAAAAUGAAGAACAAAGGCAAGCUGUUUGCCUUUGAUUUGGAUGCCAAGCGACUGAGCACCAUGUCAACCCUCCUGCUCAGAGCAGGAGUCACCUGUCAGCAGCUGGCCAACCAGGACUUCCUGAAGGUGGAUCCUGACAGCCCGCAGUAUAAAGAUGUUGAGUACAUCUUGCUGGAUCCCUCCUGCAGUGGAUCAGGUAUGGUGUGUCUGCGGGACAACACCUCCUCUGCAGACCAGCAGGCCAAUCAGGCUCGUUUGGUCUCCUUAGCUGCCUUCCAGCUGCGUUGCCUGAAUCACGCCCUCAAGUUCCCCAGCCUGAAGCGCCUGGUCUACUCCACCUGCUCCAUCCACAGCCAGGAGAACGAGGAUGUUGUCAGUGCUUGUCUUCAGCAGAACCCGGGCUUCAGACUGGUUUCUCUGCUGCCUCAGUGGCCUGAGCGAGGUCUGGAGCCGCUCACUCAGUGUCUGCGUGCCAGCACCGCCAAGACCCGCACACAUGGCUUCUUUGUGGCUCUGCUGGAGAAACACACUGACACUGGGAACCUGAAGCAGGAACCGGCCAUCCAGAUAAGUGAGUCACAGGUGACACCACGCAGUCCACUCGCCUGUGAGAAGAGACCUGCAGCUUCUUCAGAAGAGUCUGAAGCUUCAGAGACGGAGGACAAACCCACGCCUGAUGCAGGACAGACUGACAGUACACCAGAGAAGAAGAGGAAGAGGACGAGAAAGAGGAAGAAGAAGAAGAAGGCGGCAGCAGCAACAACAACAACAACAACAACAACAACAGAGUGAUAAAUGAUGUAAAAUGAGACUGCUGCAGCAUGUUGUCUGGAGGGAUUGCUCUACUACAGGUGGCUUUUUACAGCAGACAUUUUGACUGAUGGUCAUAGGUGUUAUUAAUCAUGUAAACGAUGGCUCUGUUCUAUGUCUGUGUGAAAUAACCUUAUGGAGAUAUGUGGGGAAUG
This is a messenger RNA of Scomber japonicus (chub mackerel), 1915 nucleotides long. RefSeq names its product NOP2/Sun RNA methyltransferase 5 (gene nsun5). The record is from RefSeq and is a predicted model, not a curated record. Lineage: Eukaryota; Metazoa; Chordata; Actinopteri; Scombriformes; Scombridae. The transcript is spliced from 4 exons. The coding region runs from base 222 to 1742 and encodes 506 amino acids. Gene Ontology annotation, biological process: rRNA base methylation. Gene Ontology annotation, molecular function: methyltransferase activity. Gene Ontology annotation, cellular component: nucleolus.